AUGGUUAUUCAAAAAAAUGCACACAUCGGUAAGCUCGCCGUUAUGCAGCGCAAGCCGAACCGUGACUAUGCCUUGGCGAUCCUGCAAGACAUUGCGCAUCAGGUUUCGCUGCUGAUGCGGGAAAAUAGCUUCAAAGUGGGCCAAUUGGUAGAAUUUUACCCCAAAAACAAGCGAUUACUGGGUAUGAAUGUCAACGGCGGUGCCAAAAUCAUGCUCAGGCUCCGACAACCCUUUGACGAGGACCAAUUUUUAUCGCGGGAACAGAUUCUGGGAACCAUGCUGCAUGAAUUAACGCACAACCUUUGUGGGCCGCAUAAUGCAACUUUCUACAAAAAACUGGACGAGCUUAUGGCCAGGCAGUGGGUCAUCGAGCAACGGGGGCUGUUUGACGGUUUUGUGGGACGUGGCCGGAAGCUGGGCGCCCGGCCCCGGGCCAAAAUACCGGGGCAAACUUCAGGCAGCGGAAACGUCUUGGGCGGAAACAAUGCCGGCUCCUCCUGGAGAAUGGGUUCUUUGAAUCCACAGGUGCGACGUUCACCUCGAGAAAUGGCCGCAUUGGCUGCUGAGCAGCGUGCUCAGGAUGCUGUUUGGUGCGGCAGGCCAAAAGUCGACGCAGAGCCCGAAUUUCGAGAACUCGAGUUUAUAGAUCUUGAAGAUGAACAUCCCGCGUCGUCGUCGUCGUCGUCAUCUUCUUCUUCACCAUCGAUACCGGUGCCGAACAUGAAAGAUCCUGAACCCAGCGCUAAGCAGAAAAACGGUCGAACACAGGGCAUCUCGGAACCCGAAGUGAUCGAUCUAACGUGA
This is a messenger RNA of Lachancea sp. 'fantastica', 804 nucleotides long. Lineage: Eukaryota; Fungi; Ascomycota; Saccharomycetes; Saccharomycetales; Saccharomycetaceae. The record is from the annotation of a GenBank genome assembly.